This is a messenger RNA of Alexandromys fortis (reed vole), 8418 nucleotides long. RefSeq names its product hedgehog interacting protein (gene Hhip). Lineage: Eukaryota; Metazoa; Chordata; Mammalia; Rodentia; Cricetidae. The record is from RefSeq and is a predicted model, not a curated record. The coding region runs from base 7 to 2109 and encodes 700 amino acids. The transcript is spliced from 13 exons.
UAGACGAUGCUGAAGAUGCUCUCGUUUAAGCUGCUACUGCUGGCCGUGGCUCUGGGCUUUUUUGAAGGAGAUGCCAAGUUUGGGGAAAGGAGCGAAGGGAGUGGAGCGAGGAGGAGAAGGUGCCUGAAUGGGAACCCCCCGAAGCGCCUAAAGAGGAGAGACAGGCGGAUGAUGACCCAGCUGGAGCUGCUGAGUGGAGGAGAGAUCCUGUGUGGUGGCUUCUACCCCAGAGUAUCCUGCUGCCUGCAGAGUGACAGUAUUGCAUUGGGGCGUCUGGAGAACAAGAUCUUUUCUGCCACCAACAACACAGAAUGUGGCAAAUUACUGGAGGAGAUCAAAUGCGCUCCUUGCUCCCCACACUCUCAAAGCCUGUUCUCCUCACCCAAGAGAGACGUCCUGGAUGGAGAUCUAGUACUUCCGCUCCUCUGCAAAGACUAUUGCAAAGAAUUCUUUUAUACUUGUCGGGGCCAUAUUCCAGGGCUUCUUCAAACAACUGCUGAUGAGUUUUGCUUUUACUAUUCGAGAAAAGAUGGAGGCUUGUGCUUUCCAGAUUUCCCAAGAAAGCAAGUCAGAGGGCCAGCAUCUAACUACCUGGACCAGAUGGAGGAAUACGAGAAGGUGGAGGAGCUCAGCAGAAAAUACAAACACAACUGCUUCUGCGUGCAGGAAGUCGUGAGUGGGCUGCGGCAGCCUGUGGGCGCUGUACACAGUGGGGAUGGCUCCCAUCGCCUCUUCAUUCUAGAGAAGGAAGGCUACGUGAAGAUCCUGACCCCAGAAGGAGAGCUUUUCAAGGAGCCUUACUUGGACAUUCACAAACUUGUUCAAAGUGGAAUAAAGGGAGGAGAUGAAAGGGGCCUGCUAAGCCUUGCAUUCCAUCCCAAUUACAAGAAAAAUGGGAAGCUGUAUGUGUCUUAUACCACCAACCAAGAACGGUGGGCUAUCGGGCCUCAUGACCACAUCCUUAGGGUUGUGGAAUAUACAGUGUCCAGGAAGAAUCCCCAUCAAGUUGAUGUGAGGACAGCCAGGGUGUUUCUGGAAGUGGCCGAGCUCCACCGAAAGCAUCUCGGAGGACAGCUGCUCUUUGGUCCUGAUGGUUUUCUGUACAUCAUCCUUGGGGACGGUAUGAUCACGCUGGAUGACAUGGAAGAGAUGGAUGGGUUAAGUGAUUUCACAGGCUCCGUGCUGAGGCUGGAUGUGGACACCGACGUGUGCAGUGUGCCUUACUCCAUACCACGGAGCAACCCCCACUUCAACAGCACCAACCAGCCCCCAGAAGUGUUUGCCCACGGGCUCCAUGAUCCAGGCAGAUGCGCCGUGGAUCGACAUCCCACUGACAUAAACAUCAACUUAACAAUACUUUGCUCAGAUUCCAAUGGGAAAAACAGAUCAUCAGCCAGAAUCCUACAGAUAAUAAAAGGGAAAGAUUACGAAAGUGAGCCGUCACUUUUAGAAUUCAAGCCGUUCAGUAACGGUCCUUUGGUGGGCGGAUUCAUCUACAGGGGCUGCCAGUCUGAAAGACUGUUCGGAAGCUACGUGUUUGGAGAUCGCAAUGGGAAUUUCUUAACUCUCCAGCAAAGUCCCGUGACCAAGCAAUGGACAGAAAAGCCACUCUGUCUGGGUACCAGCGGGUCCUGUCGAGGCUACUUUUCAGGUCACGUCUUGGGAUUUGGAGAAGAUGAAUUAGGAGAAGUAUACAUUCUAUCAAGCAGUAAGAGUAUGACCCAGACUCACAACGGAAAACUCUACAAGAUCAUAGACCCGAAAAGACCUUUAAUGCCUGAGGAAUGCAGAGUCACGGUUCAACCUGCACAGACCCUGACCUCGGAUUGCUCCCGGCUCUGUCGCAAUGGCUACUACACCCCCACGGGCAAGUGCUGCUGCAGUCCAGGCUGGGAAGGAGACUUCUGCAGAAUUGCCAAAUGUGAGCCAGCAUGUCGUCACGGAGGGGUGUGUGUGAGACCGAACAAGUGUCUCUGUAAGAAAGGCUAUCUUGGUCCUCAGUGUGAACAAGUGGACAGAAGCAUCCGCAGAGUUGCCAGGGCAGGUAUUCUGGAUCAGAUCAUUGACAUGACAUCUUAUUUGCUGGAUCUUACAAGCUACAUUGUAUAGUUUCUGGGACAGUCUGAGUAUUGCUUCCUGGUGGGCAUUUAUUUGAUCUUGUCAUUAAAACGAGAGACUCUCCUCCUGCUACACGUUCCCGUGAGUUCAUUCUCUUUCAGUAACUUAAAAGCAAUUUCCAGAACUGUGCAGAUUUCAGUGUGUAUGUUGGCCAUUUUUUCACAUACACACGUCCACACGUGUGCACACACACAAUCCCCAAACUCAAGGUUUUGGGUUGGUUUUUUUUUUAUUUUUUAAUAUCUACUUCCUAGUGUGGACUGCGUCACACAGAAGGUCCAUUGCGGAUUGAUCACAGAAUGUUUAUGGCACCAGAAGAUAUGCUUUUAGUUCCUGGGAAAUUUCUGUCUAUGAUUACUACCGUCAACCAUAGUAGGCUUUUGAAGUGUUAUUGUGCAAUGUGGUGGAAAUAUUUUUAUAUUAAAGGUUUAUAAUAAGAGAGCAUGUUUCUAAACUCCUUGGUGAAUUUCUGAACAAGCAACUUGAUGUUAGGUUGUCAGCUUCAUUCCGUGUCUAUUACAGAAUACUGUGCAUUUCCCGUUUUAUUUGAUAGAUCACUCUAGCUACUUCAGCUUAACCUCAGAAUGGUUUUCAAAUGUUUCAUGAUUAAAUCAGAAUGACCUAUUUGAAAAGGCAAUCUUCCUGAAUAGACCGCUUCUAUUGUAUAUUUUGUGUAACGAUAGGCACUGGGUUUGUGUUACAUAUUGAUAUUUUUUAUUUCAUUUUUAUAAUAUAGAUAUCACCUAGAUGAAACACCUUUCCCCUGUCCUGUAAAAUACUAAAGUUACAUUUUCACCAGCUUAAUUGGAAAGAAGGGGAGCAGGAAAGCAAACAGCCUCUAACGUGCUGUGGAUCUAGUCUAGCAGUGUGUCCUUAUGCCGCCAUGUAAUCACGCUGGUCAGACGGAAAAGCAAGGAAGCAGCCAGUCCUUCCAGAGCUCCAGCAUUGCGCACUCGUGAAGUGCUUCCGCCACAGCCAGUCUGUCAGUCUGAGGGAUUAAAAGCUUAUGGCGUGCACUCUGAAUCCACCCUCCAUGGAGAAUGACCUGCUCGUUCAUAGCCAGCUCAGGUUGUGUAAGCUGCCAAAUGCAGAUUCUUAGGAUCCUCAUUCUUGACAUCACAAACUCCCAGUGCAUAGGUCCCUUCAGGAUGCUGGGACAACCCCCUUUGGUUCUUGUCUCAAUCAAUUUCCUACCAAAGAAAUAAUGUACUCUAAACUUAAAUUACAAGCAUCUGACAGGCAUUUUUCUUACUGGUUUUCCGUUUGCCAUCUUUCCACGUUUGGGUUUUGACAGUGUGUAAGGGUUUUUGUACUACUGACUGUGAUAGGCACACACCCUCUACCAUGACAUCCAUUCCUCUGGAAUCCAAAUUGUAGAAUCAUAUAAGUGCUCAGCACUGGAUGAUAUUGCACACAGGCUCCCCACCCUCGGGAAUAUGAGUCUUAAUCCUGAAACACGAACAGCAGUCUCCCGGAUAGUAGUCCUCUGUUGUUUUCAGGGAGAGAGUUGCAAUUACAUUGUGGAGUCUAAGGAAUUCUAAGGAAUCCACAAUGUAGAACAAUUUGUUGGCUCCACUUACUCCUGUCUUCCAUAUAUGAUUACGUGGGGUUCCAGUGACCUCAUACCAAUGGAAAUGGGUUGAGAAAUCUUGGUGCUCAGUGAACAAUAGCCUGCAUUAAAAACUGCAUGCAUAAUUGUGCACAAUUUAGCUGCAAUUGACAGUCUAUUCAGAGAAGUCUUGCGACUAAACGAGCAUGGAGACCACAUUGCCCUCUCACCCCAGAAAAAGGGUGGUCCCUGCCAUCGCUCCAGCUCUCCGUUGGCCCAGCACUGUGACAAAUCUCGCAAUGAACCAUGCAGUAGCCUGCAUCUGUAGGUGAAGAGCAACCCCUUGUCUCUGUGGCUUUCUCUUCUUAGUCCUUUUACUGAAUUCCAUCACAGAAAGGUUUACAAUUUAAACAAAAGGGAAAACUGCCCUGACCACCAUUUUUGUAAGCAGACCUUCGUAUCAAAUCAUCCUUUAUUCAGCACGGGUGACACUGACAGAAGGCAAACGUCUCAUGAGGCAGCCAGCUGUCUAAAUCUGUCAAAUCGUACAGUUUUAUUACACAUACCUCCCCCCCCCACUCACAGUUUGAGCAAAAACAAGAAGGAUACCCCUGGAAAUCCAGCAACGUCUUAAAGCCCAAGUGCUUCUUUUUACAUCUUAAAGAGAGGAUGUUCCAUGGGUAGGCAUUCUACUCAAGCAACCUAGACAGGGCUUUUUCACAUAGCUCUCUUUCAAGUGACUUAGAGAUGUUAUUGCCUUUCCUAUAAUGAGUUAUCCAAAUGUAAUACCAAAUUCUCUUUAUAGAAGAUAGGAUAUUUAACCCAAGCAAAGGGUCUCUUAGACUCCAUUCUUUCUGUCCUUAGGAGGAAAGUAGAUAACAAUGACUCUUGAUGACUGUGUGUUUUAGACUACAUGACCAAUUCCAAAAUUUUCUUUGACCUCUUCCCUGAAGUUGUUUUUUAAAAUAUAUGACUGGGGAUUAUCAUAAAUGAUUUGUGAGAGAUAGAUGGGAAUUGGUAAAAAAAAAAAAGUAUGAGCUAAGAAAAAUAAAUGUUUAAUAAAUGUUUAAUCAUUUAAAAGUCAAAAUCUACCCAUCUAACAGAGCACACAAUCUAAAAUGGAAGAAUGUCAUUUCUGUGAACACUGCUGUGUAUGAAAAAGAAGAAAUAAACAGUUACUAUCCCCUGCUCAUCCUAGAUCUUAGCUCCAGGUACCAGCUGAGUGUGAGGUAACCUUCCUACCAGUAUUGCUGCCAAACUUUUGCCCUGAUUCAAAGCACAUAAAUCAAUGAUAGGAAAACUAAAUAUCAUUAAAUUGCAAAGGAGGAACAUCUAGGCAAGCUCAGUGAUGGCAAAAAUGUUUUUUGUUCAUACCUUUUCAUGUUAGGUAUUGAAAGAUAUUUCGCAAGCUUACUCAGAAGUUUCUACAAUUUAACUGAUCAGUUUCAUGAAGGAUGGGCAAAGAAAUCUAUGCAUGUCUACAAAACCCAGCUAGAAAACUAUUUCCUUAUCAUUUGCAUGCCUCUGAGUAGUGAUGGCUUCCCUAGUGGCUAUCUUGGGAACGGCUACAGAAUAACAUACUGUCAUUUUGUUUGUUUCUGACCUUUGUUUUAAUUAUCUGAACCACAAAGGAUCCAACAAGUCUACGCAGGGUCAGAAGAUGAAGUAGGAGGUGGGCUGUGCAACUGAGGUCUUUCCAAGCACACACCAAUCUGCUAGGAGCCCCUCUUCUUUCUCUUAGCACAGGAGAGAAGCCCAGGUUAAGUUGGUAAGGGGAGGAAGUAUGCCAGUCAAGGAGGUAUAUCACUUUACUUUUUGAGCCUCUAUCUAGAAUGUUACCUAAGAUUUCUCCACCCUCACCCGUACCUUUCUAGCAUCUCUCUUUGGAUCUCUUCUUCCUCCACUUCCCUGCAUUUUAUGAUGGUUUCCCUAAACAGAUGCACCACAUAUGCCUGUCAUGACAUUGUCCUGGGACAGAUACCUAUACAUUUUGCUGGGACUUGUUUUCCUUUGUUUUCUCUCCUGGAGCCACGCUGACUUACAUUCAGUAUCACUAAGGAGUAGAGAAAUAGCAGAGCAGGCUGGUCUGCUGCAGUCAUUGAAAGAAAUGACGAAAAGCACACAGAUCCAUCAGCGUAGCUGCCCCAUGCCGGUCUUCCAGCAAAGUCACUAGAAAGAGGAGGAGAGCCACCAUAGUAGAAAGCUUGAGAUGACAGGACGGACACUCCUAGCUACUUCCUAUCAAAGUGACAGCCAUCUCUACAGAGUCUACUUUGAAGAAAACUAUUCCAAAUCCAUUUGGCAGGAAACUAGUGUCUUGGUGAUGAUGACCUCAGACACUUAUCCUCCCUGCCAUGAGGUCUGUGUGUCAGACAACUCAACCAAAUUUAUAUGCCCAGAAAACGAACACAUUUUUAUUCCCUGGGGAAAGUGGUGGCACUGUUUCUGGGAACGUUGAUGGAUUCCCAUCAGCAAGCUCCCCUUUCUAUAUGUGAGACAUGCAUCUGCUCUGUCUUUCUUUGUCACACCAGCACAAAUGGGCCACACAUCCGAUUAGAAAUAGGACAUGAAAUGAGAUACUAAGUCUAAGAGCAGACACAUCCUAGAUGUUGAGAACAUGUUCUUCGAGCCUGUCAGGUGCGGGUCUUAGCAAGUCCUGCCUGUCUUCCUCGGUACCUUCUCCUCUGAGUAACUUCUGGAAUGGGCUUGAGGUCACUUUCUAGAAGAGUACAAAGUACUCAUGGGAAGAUUAAGUAGCAGCCUUGGGGAGAUUUCUUCAUUUAUGAGACCGGCAUUUCCUUAAGUUGUAUUAAGUGUGAAGCCAAGAUCCACCCAUUCUUUGCCUUGUUUUCCCAUACACUUUAUUUAGGGCAUGUAUCAGCCACCUGAAAAGACACAAAUAAGUAAUAGAUUUCUUGCAUCAAUAAAAAGCCUUAUACCUAAACCUUCUCGUUUGUUUCUGUCAGUCAAUAGUAAAAUUUUUAAAAGCGGUACUAAUUCAGCAUUCAUUCUAAGGUAAUGUUUCAUGUCCAUCACAAAGUAAGAUGUCAUUGCUUAUUCAGGUUUUCUUUUCUGAAUAUCUAUUCUUUAUAGAUUUGAAAUACAUAUAUCCACGUCCUGGCAAGUAAACAUACCUAUAUAAAGUAUAUUUUCUCAGUUGGCUAUCAUUCCUUUAAGUAAAAAGAAUAGCUUUUUCUCGUCUAAUAUAUAUAUAUAUAACUAAUGUAUAUAUUUAAUUUUUCUCUAUAGUAUAUGUAUAUUAUAUCUCAAUAAUAUAUAUACACUAUAUAUUAUGAUGGAAAAUUCACAGUGACCAAAUAAUAUAAGUUUUUUCUUCACAGUUAGAGAUUCAGUCUUGAACAUUUCUCUCUGGACUGAAAGUUGGCUAAUCAGUUGUUUCCAUUCACACGAAUGAGGGGUGACUAGGCUGGGGAUGGUCUGUGCCAGAAUAAACAUUGGAUGCUUCUUAAACCCAUAAUCUUAAAAUCUGGGCACGACUUUUCUGGAAUGAACUAAGAAUCCACGUUCAGAGGGUUCAUUUCAUCAUAUUAAUUUGAAAAGCUAAGCUGACAACCUGGUGAUAUAAGAUAUCCCCCAUAUCUUUUUCUGCUCAGAGGAUGUGUAUGAACCUGCAUGCUGCUAAGAACCGUGAAGUAAUAGUCAUACUGAAGUACUGUAGAAUUCGGGAAACUUGAUUCUCUGGGACAGACUAACAGACUACUAUUUAAAAUAAAUCUACCUAAUUACAAUGAAAAAAAUUAUUGAGUCAUGACCAUAAGCACAAAAGAAUUGUAAUAGGAAAAUCUGGUGUCCUGUUUGGAUUUAUCUGUGAUUGUUUAGUUUUUUGUUUAAGUGUUAAGGGGUGGUUUUGUGUUUGAUUCUUCUCACAUAUUUUGGUGUUUUGAGUUGUCUAUUUCCCUCAGGUUAUUGACAAUUAAAGCGGUCUGUCCAUAUGUUACAGGACAUUUCAGAACCAAUCCAUCCUCGGGUUUCUGUUAAUAAGAGGCAGCAGAUAGUAGGAACGAUUAGGAAGCCCAGGUGCAAGUUGAAAGGAUCAGGACUAGGCUAGAUUUCUAGAACAUUCUAAAAAUUAAUAUGCAUGGCUACUGGCUCACAUAAUCCUCCGCAGUUUGAACUAAUCUGGUUUCACUAAAUCGGUCUGUAAAAAUAUGCAGUUUUCCUUGAUUCAACCAGCAAUCUAUUCAUUAAUGCAAUAUAAACGCUGACGUGCCUCAUAUAAUCUCCCACUGUUGAGAGGCAAGGGCAUCCGCAAGGACAGGGCUGGAGGUUCACUGGGAUGAUUAAGAUGUCCAAAACAAAAGAGACUUUCACUCCAGCUAGCUCCAGCUUGCCUGGGCCUUAGACCCCAGCAGCGAUGAGUAAUACAGAUGGUCUCAAGUACAUCUCUAUGUGUCUGUACAUGUCCACACACCCGUGUAUAUAUAUAUUUAUCUAUCUGUACAAACACUACAUAUGUAUACACACUAUCUAUGUAAUAUAUAAUAUAUGUAUAAUGCAUAUAAAUUCUAACAAGUGUAUUUGUGUUAUCUUGAAAAGUGGUAAAUGCAGAGAAUUGGCUUUAUUGUUGAUCUGUGGAUUUAAUGUUUUUUAGGUGAAAGGAUGUUUUAAGUGUAUAAUGUCUUUUCUUAAUUUAAUAUAUUUAUGUAAAUGCAUGCCUGAAAUUUGAUUAGAUUGGCUGUGUUUUGUGUCUUAACAUGAUCAAAUGUAUUAAACUUUAUCUUAUGACUUUA